This is a messenger RNA of Galeopterus variegatus (Sunda flying lemur), 10464 nucleotides long. RefSeq names its product chromodomain helicase DNA binding protein 6 (gene CHD6). Bases 24 to 8144 code for a protein of 2706 amino acids. NCBI's taxonomy places the organism in Eukaryota, Metazoa, Chordata, Mammalia, Dermoptera, Cynocephalidae. Gene Ontology annotation, molecular function: ATP binding; protein binding; ATP-dependent chromatin remodeler activity. The record is from RefSeq and is a predicted model, not a curated record. The transcript has 36 exons.
AAAUAAAUAUCUUCCUUCAGUAGAUGAAAAUGAAAAUACAGAAGAAAGAGAAGCAGUUGUCAAAUUUUAAAGUUCUGAAUCACUCUCCAAUGUCUGAUACCUCUGUCAAUUUUGACUACAAAUCUCCAUCCCCAUUUGACUGCAGCACUGAUCAGGAAGAGAAGAUUGAAGAUGUUACUAGUCACUGUCUGCCCCAGAAGGACCUGUAUGCUGCUGAAGAGGAAGCUGCUACCCUUUUUCCUAGGAAAACGACAUCCCAUAAUGGGAUGGAGGACAGUGGAGGAGGAGGUACUGGAGUGAAGAAAAAACGGAAGAAAAAGGAGCCAGGAGAGCAAGAGGGUGCAGCAAAGGGAAGCAAAGACAGAGAGCCCAAGCCAAAGAGGAAGCGAGAACCUAAAGAACCAAAGGAAACCAGGAAGGCCAAGGAGCCAAGGAAGGCCAAGGAGCCCAAGGAGCUGAAGCAGAAGGAUGGCGCCAAGAAGACGAGGAAGCCACGGGAGGCCUCAGGCACCAAGGAGGCCAAAGAGAAGAGGAGCUGCACUGAUUCUACAGCCAGGACAAAGUCCAAGAAGGCCAGCAAGGAGCAAGGACCAACCCCAGUGGAGAAAAAGAAGAAAGGAAAAAGGAAAAGUGAAACCACCUUGGAGAGUUUAGAGCUGGAUCAGGGCCUGCCAAACUCAUCCCUGCGGAGUCCUGAGGAGUCCACUGAGUCUGCAGACAGCCAGAAACGACGCUCAGGGCGGCAGGUGAAGCGCAGAAAAUACAACGAGGACCUGGACUUCAAAGUGGUGGAUGAUGAUGGGGAAACGAUCGCUGUUCUUGGAGCUGGAAGAACAUCUGCGCUCUCAGCUUCCACGUUGGCUUGGCAGGCGGAGGAGCCUCCAGAAGAUGAUGCAAACAUCAUUGAGAAGAUCCUGGCAUCUAAGACAGUCCAGGAGGUUCACCCAGGAGAACCUCCAUUCGACUUGGAGCUGUUCUACGUUAAGUAUAGAAAUUUUUCCUACUUACAUUGUAAAUGGGCCACAAUGGAAGAACUUGAAAAGGAUCCUCGUAUCGCACAGAAGAUCAAGCGAUUUAGGAAUAAACAAGCCCAGAUGAAGCACAUUUUUACUGAGCCUGAUGAAGACUUGUUUAAUCCUGACUAUAUAGAAGUUGAUCGCAUCUUGGAGGUGGCCCACACCAAGGAUGCAGAGACAGGGGAGGAGGUGACUCAUUACCUGGUGAAAUGGUGCUCACUACCAUAUGAGGAAAGCACAUGGGAGCUGGAAGAAGACGUGGACCCUGCAAAGGUUAAAGAAUUUGAGUCUCUGCAAGUUCUCCCUGAAAUUAAACACGUGGAGAGGCCUGCCUCAGACUCCUGGCAGAAACUCGAGAAGUCUCGCGAAUAUAAGAAUAGUAACCAGCUCCGGGAGUACCAGCUGGAGGGGAUGAACUGGCUUCUUUUUAAUUGGUAUAACAGGAAAAACUGUAUUUUGGCUGAUGAGAUGGGCCUAGGGAAAACCAUCCAGUCCAUCACAUUCCUUUCAGAAAUAUUCUUCAGGGGAAUCCACGGCCCUUUUCUCAUCAUCGCCCCUCUCUCCACCAUCACUAACUGGGAGAGGGAGUUCCGGACGUGGACGGAGAUGAAUGCCAUUGUAUACCAUGGCAGCCAGAUCAGCAGGCAGAUGAUCCAGCAAUAUGAAAUGGUGUACAGAGAUGCACAGGGAAACCCCCUUUCAGGAGUCUUCAAGUUCCAUGUCGUCAUCACAACAUUUGAGAUGAUCCUGGCAGAUUGUCCAGAGCUGAAGAAGAUUCACUGGAGCUGUGUGAUAAUUGAUGAAGCUCACAGAUUGAAGAAUAGGAACUGCAAACUCCUGGAGGGUCUAAAGCUCAUGGCCCUGGAACAUAAGGUGCUGCUCACUGGAACACCCUUGCAGAACUCUGUGGAGGAACUCUUCAGUUUGCUAAAUUUUUUGGAGCCAUCACAGUUUCCUUCAGAGACUGCUUUCUUGGAGGAGUUUGGAGAUCUGAAAACAGAAGAACAGGUAAAGAAACUGCAAUCUAUCCUAAAACCAAUGAUGCUUCGGCGGCUGAAAGAUGACGUGGAAAAGAACCUUGCUCCCAAACAAGAGACGAUCAUUGAAGUGGAACUGACCAAUAUCCAGAAAAAAUACUACCGUGCCAUCCUGGAGAAGAAUUUUUCCUUCCUGACCAAGGGGGCAAAUCAGCACAACAUGCCCAAUCUCAUCAAUACCAUGAUGGAGCUGAGGAAAUGCUGUAACCAUCCCUACCUGAUCAAUGGGGCGGAGGAGAAAAUUCUGGAAGAUUUUCGAAAAACCCACAGCCCUGAUGCCCCUGACUUUCAGCUGCAGGCCAUGAUUCAGGCAGCAGGGAAGCUGGUGCUGAUUGAUAAACUACUCCCUAAGCUGAUUGCAGGUGGCCACAAAGUACUCAUCUUCUCGCAGAUGGUGCGCUGCCUCGAUAUCCUGGAAGAUUAUCUCAUCCAAAGAAGAUACACCUAUGAGCGAAUUGAUGGGCGAGUACGGGGAAACCUGCGCCAGGCAGCCAUCGACCGGUUCUGUAAGCCAGACUCAGACCGCUUUGUCUUUCUUCUGUGCACCAGAGCGGGAGGCCUGGGGAUCAAUCUCACAGCUGCUGAUACCUGCAUCAUAUUUGAUUCUGACUGGAACCCACAAAAUGACUUGCAGGCUCAGGCCCGAUGUCACCGCAUAGGCCAGAGCAAAGCCGUGAAGGUGUAUCGCCUCAUCACUCGGAACUCCUACGAGAGGGAAAUGUUUGACAAGGCCAGCCUAAAGCUGGGCCUGGACAAGGCUGUUCUUCAGGACAUCAACCGGAAGGGCGGCACCAAUGGGGUACAGCAGCUCUCAAAAAUGGAGGUGGAAGACCUGCUCCGGAAAGGUGCCUAUGGAGCCUUAAUGGACGAGGAAGACGAAGGCUCCAAGUUCUGUGAAGAAGACAUAGACCAGAUUCUGCAGAGGAGAACCCACACCAUCACCAUCCAGUCUGAGGGGAAAGGGUCCACUUUUGCCAAGGCUAGCUUUGUGGCUUCAGGAAACAGAACAGAUAUUUCCUUAGAUGAUCCUAACUUUUGGCAGAAAUGGGCUAAAAUAGCUGAACUAGACACCGAAGCAAAGAAUGAAAAGGAAAGCUUAGUGAUUGACCGACCUCGUGUGAGGAAGCAGACCAAACACUACAACUCGUUUGAGGAGGACGAGCUCAUGGAGUUCUCAGAGUUAGACAGUGACUCAGAUGAAAGGCCCACCAGAUCCAGGCGCCUCAAUGACAAAGCCAGACGCUACCUGCGAGCCGAGUGCUUCCGGGUGGAGAAGAACCUGCUCAUCUUUGGCUGGGGCCGGUGGAAAGACAUCCUUACUCAUGGGCGAUUCAAGUGGCAUCUGAACGAAAAGGACAUGGAGAUGAUUUGCCGUGCCCUGCUAGUGUACUGUGUCAAGCAUUAUAAGGGGGAUGAAAAGAUUAAGAGUUUUAUUUGGGAAUUGAUCACACCUACCAAAGAUGGGCAGGCCCAGACCCUCCAGAACCACUCAGGGUUGUCGGCCCCAGUCCCCAGAGGGAGGAAAGGGAAGAAGACGAAGAACCAGCUGCUGCUCCCAGAGCUAAAGAAUGCAGACUGGCUGGCCACCUGCAACCCUGAAGUGGUCUUACAUGAUGAUGGCUACAAGAAACACCUCAAGCAGCACUGCAACAAGGUACUUUUGCGAGUCCGGAUGCUGUACUACCUAAAAGCUGAAAUACUGGGAGAAGCAGCUGAUAAAGCAUUUGAAGGAACUCCUGCCAGGGAGCUGGACGUGCCUCUGCCCGACAUUGACUAUGUGGAGAUCCCAGUGGAUUGGUGGGAUGCUGAGGCUGAUAAGUCCCUUCUCAUUGGCGUGUUCAAGCAUGGGUAUGAGAGGUACAAUGCCAUGCGAGCAGACCCAGCACUUUGCUUCCUGGAGAAAGUUGGGAUGCCAGAUGAAAAGUCCCUUUCUGCAGAACAGGGUGUUACGGAUGGGACCUCAGACAUUCCUGAAAGAGGCAACAUGGAUAAAGAAGACAACGCUGAGGACAAAUUAGAUGGCCUCAAGAAACAAAAGGAGAGUUCCAGUGAUGGAGGUGAUGGCAUUUUUGGUGAAAAGAAGGAUGACAGCCGGGCAGCCCAGGAUGGCUCCGACCCAGACAGAUCACCUUGGCCAGUUUCGUCGGCUCUCACAGCUCGUCUCAGACGUCUGGUCACUGUUUACCAGCGCUGCAACCGCAAGGAGCUCUGCCGACCUGAAAUUCUGGGACCAGGUAACCAAGGAUACUGGGUUCAGGAAGAGAUGUUCAGGAGAACCUCAGAAAUGGACCUCAUCAACAAGGAAACCCAAAAGAGGUGGACUAGGAGAGAACAAGCAGACUUCUAUAGAACAGUGUCUUCCUUUGGUGUCGUUUAUGAUCAAGAAAAGAAAAUCUUUGACUGGACACAGUUCCGCAUCAUUUCUCGUUUGGACAAGAAGUCAGAUGAGAGCCUGGAGCACUAUUUUUAUAGUUUUGUGGCUAUGUGCCGGAACGUCUGUCGUCUGCCGGCAUGGAAGGAUGGUGGUCCCCCAGAUGCCACCGUCUACAUUGAACCCAUCACUGAGGAACGGGCUGCAAGAACUCUGUACCGCAUUGAACUGUUACGGAAGGUCCGAGAGCAGGUGCUCAAGUGUCCUCAGCUGCAUGAGCGCCUCCAGCUCUGCCGGCCCAGCCUCUACCUCCCAGUGUGGUGGGAAUGUGGGAAGCACGACCGAGACCUGCUCAUUGGCACCGCCAAGCACGGGCUGAACCGCACUGACUGUUACAUCAUGAACGACCCCCAGCUGUCCUUCCUGGACGCCUACAGAAACUAUGCCCAGCAUAAAAGAACUGACACCCAGGCACCAGGAAGUUUCUGUUGCCUUUACCAGACCAACUCCAAACUAUAUGAUUCUCUUACAUAUACUCAAAUGAGUAGGACUUCAGAAUCCCUUGAAAAUGAACCUGAGAAUCUAGUGAAAAUAGAAAGUAGAGAUGAUCCACUUGGUCUGCCUGGCAUGACUUGUGAAAACUUUAUUUCUAAAGUUCAAGAUAUCAUUUCAAUCAACCAUGAUGAAAGUCUGUUGUCUGAGUCCUUGGAGAACAUGAUGUAUGGUAAGAAAGUGCUUAGCCGUGAGCCAGGCUCUUUUCAGGAAAGACGAAGUCCCAACAUAGAAUCCACAAAAGAAGCUGUGGCCACCUCAGCAAGCACAGAUGGGAACUGCCAGUCUGGUGGCCAUGAGGCAGAAAUAGCUUCAGGCCCCUCUCUCAUGGGUAGCUUAGAAGCAGGUUUAGCUCAAAUGAACAUUAGAAGUGGAAAACAUUUGUUGAUGUCUGUGUCAAAGGAAGAGGAGCUCUGCUACAGUGAGGCAGGGCAGAGACUAGAAAGCAUCGGGCAGCUAGAAGCCAGAUGCUUAGCCUCACCUUCCUUGGAUCCAGGGAACGAAAGUGGAUUUGUAGAUAUGUGCAAUCUUAGUGUCUGUGACUCCAAAAGAAACCUGUCUUCAGAUCAGCAAUUAAUUGAUUUAUUAGAAAACAAAAGUUUAGAAAGUACAUUGAUUUUGAGUAAGAACCACAGUGAUGAGGAGGAAGCGGAGGAGAAUGAGGAGGAAAACUUAGCUGUGGCAGCAGGCAUGAGAGAAAGGCCAGAGGUUUUGCAUUUCUUCGAGCCCACCACUAAUAUCCCAAGGCAAAAGAGCCAAGGCUUCCUUGUAGAUGAAGCCAGAAAAGGAAGCCCGGAGGCAGUAGGCCAGACUCCUGGACCUCAGAGGGCUUUUGCUCCAGUAGCCUGUCAGUGCCACUGCAAACACAUGGAGAGGUGGACACGUGGCCUUGAGAGUGACGAAUUUGAAGUGGAUAAAUCCAAGGCUUAUAACUCAGACCCAUACAAAAACAAAGCUAAUAAUAUCACAGUAGAGGCUGAGCCCGCUGCUGUUCCAUCAGAGCCAUAUAAAGUGAAGCAUGAGCUUUUGAAAGAACCUUGGAAAGAAGGUGCAGAGGGGAAAAAAGGUUUCUUCACAUACCCUCCUGAAGGCAGUGAGCUCAAGUCAGAAGACAUGGACUUUGAGAAUAAAGAUGAUUAUGAUAGAGAUGGAAACUGCCAUAGCCAAGAUUAUCCAGGGAAAUACUCUGAAGAGGAGAGCAAGAGCUCCACCUCGGGCAUCACAGGGGACCUCGGUGAUGACCUGCAGGAGGCUCGGGCCCCCACCAUUGCUCAGCUGCUACAGGAGAAAACCCUGUACUCCUUCUCUGAGUGGCCAAAGGAUCGUGUGAUAAUCAACCGCCUGGAUAACAUCUGCCAUGUAGUAUUAAAGGGGAAGUGGCCCGCCAGCCAGCCCUAUGAGCCCUCGGGCACACUGCCUACCCCUGUGUUAGCCAGCAGUGCUGGUUCUCGAAGCAGCCUCACAGAACCAGAAGUGGCACAACACAGCUUCAGCAAUGGCGCAGCACUGGCCUCCCAGAUCCAGAAGGAGAGCUUCUUAGCUCCAAUAUUCACAAAGGACGAACAGAAGCACAGACGUCCCUACGAGUUUGAGGCGGAGAGGGAUGCACAGUUCUCCUCCCAUGGCCACCCCCCCAUCGUCCUCAAUGGCUGGCAUGGGGAGUCUGCUAUAGACCUCUCCUGCUCAUCAGAAGGGUCCCCAGGAGCCACAUCCCCUUUCCCAGUGAGUGCCAGCACCCCUAAGAUUGGGGCUAUCGGUUCACUUCAAGGAGCCCUUGGCAUGGACUUGUCUGGGAUUCUACAAGCAGGCCUCAUCCAUCCAGUGACUGGGCAGAUUGUUAAUGGAAGCCUCAGGAGAGAUGAUGCAGCCACGAGGAGGCGGAGAGGGAGGCGGAAACAUGUUGAAGAAGGGAUGGACCUCAUCUUUUUGAAGGAGCAGACCCUUCAGGCUGGAAUCUUGGAAGUCCAUGAAGAACCAGGGCAGGCCACCCCGAGCACUACACACACUGAAGGGCCAGGGCCUGCUACCCCUGCUGCUGAGCCAGCCGCAGCAGCCGGCAGCCAGGCCGAGAAGGCCAUGCCCAGCAAGAGUCUGCUUGACUGGCUGAGACAGCAGGCCGACUGCUCCUUAGAAGUCCCUGGCUUUGGGGCAAAUUUUUCAGACAAACCAAAGCAGAGGAGGCCACGCUGUAAGGAACCUGGAAAAUUAGACAUCAGCUCUCUGAGUGGGGAAGAGAGGGUUCCUGCUGUCCCCAAGGAGCCAGGACUGAGGGGGUUUCUCCCAGAAAACAAGUUCAAUCACACCCUGGCUGAGCCUGUUCUUCGCGACGUGGGUCCCCGCAGGAGGGGGAGGCGGCCUCGGAAUGAGCUCCUGAAAGCUCCCGCCGUUGUGGCAGACACCCCCUCUGGGAUGGGGCCACUGUUCAUGAAUGGCCUGAUUGCUGGGAUGGACCUGGUGGGACUUCAGAGCAUGAGAAAUGUGCCAGGCAUCCCCCUGACAGGGCUGGUGGGCUUCCCAGCCAGCUUUGCCACCAUGCCCACAGGCGAAGAGGUCAAGAGCACCCUGAGCAUGCUGCCCAUGAUGCUGCCAGGCAUGGCUGCUGUGCCCCAGAUGUUCGGGGUCGGAGGACUCCUCAAUUCACCCAUGGCAACCACCUGUACUUCCUCUGCUGCAGCAUCUCUACCAAGCACAACAAAAAGCAGUACAACAGCAACCGAAAAGACUGUGGAAGACAAGCCGAGCAGCCGUGAUGUGAAAACAGACACUGUAGCUGAAGACAAGCCUGGCCCUAGUCCAUUUUCUGAUCAGUCUGAACCUACAAUGACUACUAGUAGUCCUGUGGCUUUUAACCCGUUCCUCAUCCCAGGAGUGUCUCCUGGACUCAUUUACCCAUCCAUGUUUCUCUCCCCUGGCAUGGGUAUGGCUCUGCCAGCCAUGCAGCAGGCCAGGCACUCUGAAAUAGCAGGCCUGGAGAGCCAGAAGAGGAAGAAGAAGAAAACAAAAGGAGACAACCUGACCCCCACCCCAGAGUCUACUUCUGGGUGCGAGAGGGAGCCAGGCAGUGAUCAGAACUGCAUUGAGUCCAGUGCCCCUUUGCUCCCAGAGAGAGAACAUGUGGCACAGGCUGGGGAAGGUGGACUCAAAGACUCCAACACCAACACCAAUUAGAACUUUUUUCAUUUAAGAAAUUAUUGUGACUUGUAAGUUUCUUAUCCCAUAAAGGUUUGUUACUUCCCUCACUUCACUUCCACGAGAACCUGUGUUUCCAUAAGUAAUAUUACCUACCUAAUUUCCUGUCUGAGAAUAUGGUGACAGAUGUUAAUAGUUGCAGGGUCUUGCCACUUCAUUAGAUAAGUGUCGUCCACCUAGUCUAGGAGGCACACAAUUCUCAUUCUGUUAUCCAGUUCAUUCCAGCAAUUGUUGUUAAUACAGUACUCGGUGACACACCCUACCCCCUUCUCUUCCAAGUUUCCCCUUAUUUGAGGAGGAAAAUGGCAAAGGAAAGCUGUCUAGGGAUUUUCCAUUGAAGGGCCGAAGAACAGAAACAAAGAGGAGCUCUUUUUUUCCAUGAGCUAGGUUGAACAGGAAGAAUGUAACUGGGGAACCAAAAAGCACAGAAAAAGGAAGUACUGACUGGUGCGUAUUUUUGAGUUAAAGUAUUUCCCUAUUUUAUCAUGAUUACUAAGUGAGUAGUAUAGACAAGUAUAUAACUAAUGGUUGAAAAUGCAUAUAUUCAUUUCUUUAUAGAAAACCAAAUCCUUCCUGGUAGUAAGAUAAUUUCUCCCUUCAUGGUUUUUCAGACACCUGCAGCAAAAAGAAAUACUGACUGACUAGGCGUUAUUUUACACAUACGCAUUAUCCCUCUCCCAGUUCAAAGAUGACUCUCUCAGUCAGAAAGCUUUACACACAGCCGAGUUGUUCAGGCAACCAGGCAGGGCAAGGGCUGUCCCUGCAGAGAGCUGCACGCUGCUUCCCAGGCGCAUGGCUAGCGCUCUGCCUUCAGCUCAGCCUUGUCAGAACUUCCCUGGACACUGGUUUGCCUCUCUGUGUUUAAAGGACACCGGGACCCAAUGGAUUUACAGUUUGUGCUCUCCACCAAGAAUAGGCUCUUUCUGGAGCCUGUGAGAAGAUAGUUGCUACACACUUUGACACUGCUAGGUCCUUUGGUCAAGGUUAUUUUAGGUCAUCAAAACGUGUACCACCUUUUAUAAUACAACUGUGAAGUUUUUUUCCCCUCUCUCCAUUAUCUCUCUAUUCUGUUUAUAUCUUACAGUUGGACCCAAAUUCCAAGUUAGCAGUUAGUGGAGACUGUUGUAGUCACCAUUACUCUCUCUCCCUCCUCAGCCUCUCCAUGCGCAGGGACUGAGCUGGGGAGAGCCUGCGGAAACAGCACUUCCCGCUUUCUCUUUCCCGCUCAUCUUAUGUCCCUUCCGGUGGUCUUGGUCUCCGCAGAUAGAUCACACCCUGAGACUUGAAAUGAGCUCACGGCCUCGGUCCUCAGGGGGUUACAGGGCUGCACAGGACCGGACCGCUGGAAAUGUUGCAAGUGUCACUAGUACCAACUUCACUUUCUGUUGUCACAAUUUACUGUACUUUUUACUUUUUCUGUUACAGUUUUGCUAAUUUAUCAGAAGGUCCAAAAGUUCAGCAUAACUAUUUCAGUUUGCAUUAUUUAUUUAUGAUGCUUUUGUCAUUGUCUUUUAUACAUUUGGGAUUAUAAAUUAUGUAAAUGUUAAAGUGAGCAUCUCAAAGAAGUCUGUUAAAUCAUGACUGAAAAAAUCAAUCAGACGUGUUUUCAAAAAGUGGAGUCCCAGUCUUAUGAAUCAGAUAUGAACCAGAAAUUCUACAACUGAUUAUAUAAGGAGAAAGAAUCCAGUAAUUGAACAGAUUCUAUUUAAUGACAUCCUUGUAGCGUAGAUCGUCUCUAAUGUUGACAACAGAUUUCUUAGAAAUGCUGCUCUAUUUAACUAACAUUUUGUUCAGUUUUGCCUCCAGUGGAAGCAGAAAGGGUUUUUUCAGCUAUUAAAUCCUAAAAAUCAAUAUAAUUUAUUUAUGUAAAAAAAAAUCACUCAAUCAAUAUAUUUUUGAACCUUUUAAGUACUAAUUUUCUUUUUAUCAGGUAGAAAAAAAUGUAUUUGCCCUAAAUCCUUAAAAUACAAAUGCUAUAAAAAUUCCUGUAUCUUGAAAGCCUUACUGCAAAUGAGUAUUAUAGACAUCCAGCAGAGUCUGGUUUUCUUUGUUGUCAUUGUGUUGUUGUUGUUUUGUAUGGAAAAGCUGCUUUCCCCAGGUUCCACUUAUAACCUCCAGUAGGUGACAGGGUUCAAUGUGGAUCUCAUUUAAAAACCCAGCAGCAUGCUCAGUCCCUUGUUAUAUCUUACCGAACCUGUAUGUUAACUCUUCUGGGUGUUUAGGCUUCUAUUUGACUGCUGUUGUGACCCUGUUUGCAAAAUGAAAAUGACACUCUGUGGAUUAUUUGCUCUGUAAGGCA